AAAAAAAGGUUUUUAACAUAAUACAAUGUCAUAGAUCACUACUUUCCAGAGACUCAAAAUUAGAUCAAUUAACCUUAAAACCAUUUCAGCUGACUAAAUCAAAGAGAUGUUGAUAUUCAGAUGAAAUGACAAUAUUAAAAAGUGUUGAGGUGAGACUUUGUGCCAUCUAUGGUCAAAACAAAAUAAAGGUAGGGGGUCACCUUGAGUUGGUAUUUGCAAAGUCAUUGUACAAAUGUCUUAUAAAAGAGAAGUUAGUUCUUGAGAAAGGUCUGAUAUAAUUUUUAAAAGCCACUUACAUUGAUGCUAUGUUUUCUGAUGAAUUAAUGUGUGGCUUGGCACCACAGCAUAGAGAAACCAAUUCAGCAGAAUAGAAAUUGAUCUGUCAAUAACGGGGAAAAUCAUUUCGUUUGAAUCUUGUAUGUGGGAUGGAGAAAUCAAUUAGCUUUGAACAUUUAUCAGAUAAGAAUGAAUAUCUGAAGAUCUGUGUGCAAUGUUACCUCGAUUACUUUCCAUGUUCUUAUGGAACACAGGAAAAGGGAAGUGGUCAGAAAGAGAUUGUAAAGCAUGCAUUUGCAUUUCCUCACAGCGUUAUUGAUUUUCCCUCGCAAAAUCGUGACGUGCAGUUUCAAAUAGAUUGAGGAAUCUGAUGUGGGUCAAAUAUAUUUGUGGAGUUAAAUGUUUUUAUCACUUUCCUGUUACUGUUGCAGUUUUGCAAUAAUUGAUCAUUUGCCAUCUAUUAGUUUAGUAGGCUAGGUUGUAUAGCAAGUUCAUCCAAAGCAAAUUACAUUACAGUUUCUUAGUUGGUAUAUUGCCAUAUUAAAUUUUGGACAGAAGUGAAAACAAGGCUGUGAGGGACAGAAGUACAGUGCAUUUUUAAUACUUUUGUUUAACAACAUAUCAAGCUGUUCAAAUAAUGAAACAUCUUUCCGGGUGGGAAACUUUAAUAAAACAGUAACAAAAAAAAUGCAUAAACCCUUGUGAAAGUUGUGAAAAUUAUGUGAUCUAGGAUCUUUAGACAGUGCAUGCAACUGUAAAGAUUUAAGUCCAUUCUUCACAGCCUUAUUUACGCUAGCGUUAAAUUCAGUAUGGCAUCUAACCGGCCUAAGGUGUAUUGCAACAUGCUCACAAGGAUUUUAAAAGGAAUGCUUUCUGGUUUUAAACAGUUCUGGGUUGGGGUGUAUCAAUGAAAAUGCAUAAAAAUAGUACGCCAAAUAAAAACGAAAACUCGUGGUAUUAAAAUGCAAAAAUGGACUUUGGCGUGCAUAUUAUACGUAUGGGUUUUUGGCAUGCAUAAAGGCCUAAUAAGGAGUUUUCGCUCAGUUUUAAUGCACGGCUAGUCGUUGAUUAUCCCUUACAUAUUCCAAAAGAGUUCUGAAGAUCAUUGCUAAAAAUGACUGACACAGACACAACACUUUUGUGACAUGAACUGCGUGCUUGGUUUCGCUGAUAGUCAGCAAGAGAAUAACAAAUGCAGAUAGAUUGCAUAUAGCCUACUGUUUAGUGUAGCCUAGUAGUUGAGACAUUAGACAUCACAAAACAGACGAUUCAAAGUAACGUGUUUAUCACUGGGUCGCUCCCCUCAGUGUGUGGUCUGAGCCUAUAAACUUAACUUUAACACAAGGCCACGAUACUUAGAAAGCAAAACAUCUCCCACGUAUAUCCUACUGUACUAAGUCUCUUCUGAGCAGCAUGGAUGGAAAUCUCCAAUAUGUAACUUUGAAUAGAAAUAGAAAAUGACUUAUGAGGAAAAAAAAUGCAUACUGUAUCUCCCACUAUAUUCCCAGGAACGAAUUCACAUGUGAUAUCACAUCUAGGUUAUGACAAAUGCAGUCACAAAAAUUCAACAGAAAGUGAAUAGUGACUUUAUGUCUGCAUAUGUACUUAAAUGUGUCCUAAUGCAUGGGCUGAUAAAACUGACAUAACCUACUGUGUUUGUAACAAAGAACCCCAUAAAAACUAAACUUUGCAGUGACAGAGUCACAAAGCGUCACAUUACAUUCACAUUCAAGGCAACAUAACACUUGGAUUUUCAUCAUCUCUCAACAAAAAGUAAAUUCAGGGAUUUUACAGAAUUUAAUCACACAUCACAUGAUCAGAACAUCUCAUGAAAUGCAUUGUCAUAAACUGAUUCUGAGGACAGGCAUCCUGAGCACUUCAGAUUUACCUACAGAGUCUUAGCGUGUAUCACAUAUUCGUUCGAACUCAGGGAAACAUCCCAGCAUGACACCUCACAUUUAUCAGUUCAAAACCAUCCGCAAAGAUAAGCCUUUAACGUCUUGAGUUUAAUUGAAAGUGUUUGUAAGAGUGUGAGAUAACAUCCUUAGACACAUUUCCUUUCUUGUGACUAAGCAGUCACUGGCGUAUAAAAGAUGGAAAGUUGACAGAUUUGAGCAUGAAAACGUAUCAUACUCUGAAGAGUUGCUCUAGCACACAGAGUUAAAAAAAAUACUGUGAAUUUUCACCAUGGAGCUAAAAACAGGACUUCUGAUUUGGUGGAUUUUAAUGAUGAUCCAGGCGAUGACAUGCAGACCGGCAAAAGAAUGUAAUUUUAUAGAGCGCAUCAAUUACACAAAGUUCAGAAUGGAAGCUCUAUUGAACCAAUUUCUCUCAGCAAAUGAAAAUGAUAUUAGACCAUGGCCGAAACCAAUCUCAGAACUUCACUUGAAGAAUUUAUCUCAUAAAGAGAAAAUGCAGAAAGCUCAGUGUGGACUUCACUUCAUGCAGAAAGCUCUUCAGUUGAUACAGCAACACCAAAGUGAGCUACAUGAUAGCAUGAAUCCCAUUCAUGAAGAAAUAAGAAAAACUGUAGAUUUUGUGUUAGAGCGUACCAAGCUGUGUGUUGCAGAGCAUAUAGGUCAUUGCACAAACAUACCAGAGCCUGACUUCCAGUUUAAAGAGAUAUAUAAGAGAAAACAGUGGGGCCGCACUGUUCUUGAGACCUCUUUAGACUUUCUGGAUGAGCUGGUAAAAAUCCCAAAUCAUGCCUCAAGCAGACGACUCAAACCGUAACAUGCUUGAUACCAAAGAAAUAAUGCAUUUUAUUUACAGCUAGUCCUUAUUUUUUUUUUUUCAACUGCACUUAUUAAUUUGUGAAAGUUUUCACUUCCUCUUGAAGCGAUUCUGUUGUUACCAGAUUUUGCAGUAUGUUCUCAUGUUAAUUUUUCCAACCAUUUUUGAAAUAUUUAUUUGUAAAAUUUAUAGAUAUUUUUGCACUUUUCAAAAUUUUGUAUUUUGAGUCAGAAAUAUUCUUACUAUUUAACAAAAAUAUUUAUAUUAUUGUUACUUCAUCCAUGUUGUUCUGGAGUGUAAUUUAUUACAUGAAAUGUGUUAUUUAAUAAUAAUAUUUUGUUUUUACCUUUUCAGUAUUUUG
Molecule: messenger RNA, 3370 nt
Organism: Cyprinus carpio (common carp)
Lineage: Eukaryota; Metazoa; Chordata; Actinopteri; Cypriniformes; Cyprinidae
Source: RefSeq, a predicted model, not a curated record